GUCAAACCCUAGGCCCCCCCCGCCGAGUCCUCCCAGAUCCAAUGGGGGCGGCGCCGUCGACGCCGAGGCUGGGCGAGGCGGGCGCCGCGUCGCCGGGGGCCGCGGAGCAGAUGUUCGCCGCGCUCGUCGGCGACAGGGCCUACCCGAUCUCCUCCGAGUUCUGGAGGCAGCUGCUCGAGCUGCCCCUCACCCAGCAGUGGCCGCGGGACCGCGUGCUGCAGGCCUGCCACGCCUUCGCGCAGAACAACUACCAUACAAAGCAUCUUGCAAAGAUCUUGAUCCAUUUGGUUUGGUGUUUGCAAGAGUGCACAUCAGCUUCUUCUGUAUCUUCUAGUGUCUAUAGAAAGGCUAUCAAUGCUGCCUACAUAUCAUCCAUAUUUCUCAAGUUCAUUAUUGAGAAUGCCAAGGCAGAUAAUUGGCAAGAGCUAUGCCUUGACAUCGACAAGGAUGAAAAGGGGCUGGAAAAUUUUCCUUCUGACCAAAGUGUGGAGUAUUUUCUGAUGAAGGGGGUGCUGAACUACAUUGGUAGUGUAGAUGUAAGUCCGGAGUCAUGCUACCUACAUCACGAGCUUCUGAACUUGAUGCUAGUCCUUAUGUCGACUCAGUUAUGUUCUGGACCAUCUCCAGAACCAAAAGAUGUGCAUCCUUUCAUUGAUGCGGCUAUGCUUCAGGACAGUUCCAUAGUAGCUUCGGUUGUUCAAAAGUUGCUACUUAAUUUUGUAAGACGGCCACAAAUUCCUUCAAAUGAUUCACACCCUGUUUUCUCUGAUGAUGGUGGGCCUGGUGUUCUGCAACGAGUUGGCUCAGCAGCUGCAAAUUUUGUACUACUGCCAUAUUAUACUUUCAACUAUUUUGUAAGUGCAAGUGCUGAAGGUGCGACAAGUCAAUUGGCAGAUAACAGUUUACUUGUUCUGCUUAUUCUGAUCCACUACCGAAAAUGCAUCUCAAUGAACGAGUCCAUUCCAACCGACGGUGUCUACAUGAGUGAUUCAACUACCAAUGUCAAGGAUGCACCAGCUUUUCAUGAGAACCCUUACUGCAAGGCGAUAAACAAUGCUAAGGACAUUCAAUUUGAUCAUGCCGAUGUUGAGGGAAAUGCUCAAAAUGGACCCGUUGUCAGGCUGUCUUUUGCAUCGCUGUUUGAUGCUCUUGGCACAUGCUUAAAAGAUGAGAGCUCAGUUCUGUUGCUCUAUUCUCUGGUCCAUGGGAACUGCGAUUUUCAGGAGUAUGUUCUGGUUCGAACAGACUUGGAUACUUUGCUUAUGCCUAUUUUGGAAAUGCUCUACAAUGCAUCAAGGAAGACUUCCAAUCAGAUCUACAUGCUGUUGAUAAUUCUCCUGAUACUCAGUCAAGAUUCAACCUUCAAUGCUAGUGUGCACAAAUUGGUGCUUCCUAGUGUUCCUUGGUACCAGGAGCGCCUCAUGCAUCAAACUUCUCUGGGAUCGUUGAUGGUCGUAGUACUAAUCCGAACCAUCAAGUACAACCUCUCCAAGCUGCGGGAUGUCUACCUUCACACAAACUGUCUUGCAAUUCUAGCAAACAUGGGUCCUCAUGCGCAUAGGCUGAGUGCAUAUGCAUCUCAAAGGCUGGUUAGCCUCUUCGACAUGCUUUCUCGCAAGUAUGCCAAAUUAGCCGAGUUAAAAAAUGACAAGGCUCUCAAAGUUAUGUCUGAUCAAAUGGAAGCAGACAUCAUUUCAGAUGAUACGUCAACGGAGCUUCACAUAUACACUGACUUCUUAAGAAUCGUUCUGGAAAUCAUCAAUGCAAUCCUUACAUAUGCAUUACCCAGAAAUCCUGAGGUUGUGUAUGCUGUAUUGCACCGACAAGAGGUUUUUCAGCCGUUCAAGAACCAUCCUCGUUUCAAUGAAUUGCUUGAGAAUAUAUACACAGUAUUGGAUUUCUUCAACAGUAGAAUGGACAUGCAACAGUUAGACGGAGAAUGGUCUGUUGACAAGGUUCUUGAGCUCAUUAAUAAAAAUUGUCGUUCAUGGCGUGGAGAAGGAAUGAAGAUGUUUACGCAGUUACGAUUUACAUAUGAACAAGAAAGUCAUCCUGAGGAAUUCUUCAUUCCAUAUGCAUGGAGGCUUAUACUAUCACGAGGGUUCUCUUUCAAUCCUGGUGCCAUAAAUUUGUUCCCAGUGGAGAUUCAUGUUGAUGAUUCACCAUCCAGCGAACAAAAGGUUUAGGGAUGAUCUGGAGCCUUUGGGUUCUGACAACACACAGAAAUGUUGGACUUGCAUCCCGACAACGAGACUGUUGUAUAUAGGCGGCAUAUACCAGAUAAUCAAAGUGUAUUUUCAUUCAUUUUGUGUUAAUAUUCCCAUAAUGUAAUACCAGAGGUGGUGGACGUGAGGAAUUGCAGGGGAUUGUAUCUGGUUCCUGAAAGUAGGUAGUGCGUAGGGCACCAUACACAAUUCGUUUAUAAGUUAUAUCGUUGUAUUUUUAGAGCAAGUACAAUAGCAAGCUUAUAGCCCGUUUCAUGAUAAUUUCGCCUAUUUGGAGGAGACAUGAAAAAUUGAGAAUAGUGGGCUUUCAUGUAAGAGCCUAAAUAUAUGUGUGCUCCUAGGCAGAUACAAUAAAUAUGAAGAAAGGGAUACAGUGGUGGAAAAA
Hordeum vulgare subsp. vulgare (domesticated barley) is the source of this 2610-nucleotide messenger RNA. Its product is annotated as dymeclin. The transcript is spliced from 18 exons. The record is from RefSeq and is a predicted model, not a curated record. Gene Ontology annotation, cellular component: Golgi apparatus. NCBI's taxonomy places the organism in Eukaryota, Viridiplantae, Streptophyta, Magnoliopsida, Poales, Poaceae. Gene Ontology annotation, biological process: Golgi organization. The coding region runs from base 42 to 2186 and encodes 714 amino acids.